AUGGCUACCGGUCGCCUUCGUCGCAAAGAAAUUGCGCGUAAAGCGCUGUCACCGAAUGUGGCCAAAUCUUCCCUAAAGUCAGAACAUCCAAAGAAACACAAACGAGGUCCCUUUGCAGGCAUGAACCAGACAGAGGCUCACAUUCGAGAGACCCCUCGGCCGCAAUCCUCCGCAUCUCAAAAGCGAUUAGGGAAAGCAGGGAAACCAGAGCUUGCAUCUCAGAAAAGCGACAGUCCUCUGUAUAAAGCUUUGAAAAUGCAGACAACAUUGGCGUCAGUUUCCUAUGGCCGUCGAACGGCCAUCAAAUCUAAAAUAGCCGACCUCACAAGUUUCGAUCAGUUUCCUCUCCUACCGGUCGUCCGGAACUCGAUCUUCUCUCAAGCUCUACCUGGUCUGAUUGAUGUCACGCCUACUCCAAUUCAACGUCUGGCGAUUCCGGUGCUUCUGAGCGACUCAGAUAAUCAUAUAAAGUUGAAGAAGAAGAACAAGACAGAUGACGUCGAGCACCAGUAUGAUCAAUACCUUCUAGCAGCAGAGACGGGCUCUGGAAAAACUCUGGCGUACUUGGUUCCGUUGGUCGAUGCUAUCAAGCGGCAAGAGGCAGAAGACAAGGAGAAUGAGAAACGUGAAGAGGAAAUAAAGGUGCGAGAAAGGGAAGAGCGCCUGAAAAACCAGGCCUUCGACAUCGAACCCGAGAUUCCCCCGCUGUCCAACGCCGGUCGACCGCGAGUGGUGAUCUUAGUACCGACAGCCGAGUUGGUGAACCAGGUAGGCAGCAAGGUGAAAGCUCUCUCUCACACGGUCAAAUACCGAUCAGGAGCAAUUUCGUCCCGAUUGACGCCCCGUCGGAUCAAGAACACCCUUUUCAACCCGGAUGGCAUCGACAUCCUAGUUACCACUCCACACCUGCUCGCGUCGAUCGCGAAAACGGAGCCUUACGUUCUCAGCCGUGUCAGCCACCUGGUUCUCGACGAAGCCGACUCGCUGAUGGACCGGUCUUUCCUGCCAACAACCACAGAUAUCAUUAGCAAGGCGGCUUCGUCUUUGCGCAAAUUGAUCCUGUGCUCGGCUACCAUCCCGAACAGUCUCGAUAAACUCCUCCGGCAACGCUACCCAGACAUCAGACGUCUCACGACGCCCCUGUUGCAUUCCAUUCCACGUCGAGUCCAGCUGGGCGUGGUGGACAUUCUGAAGGAGCCCUACCGUGGGAACCGUGAUCUGGCAUGCGCGGACGUAAUCUGGUCAAUCGGCAAGGCCGGCGAUGGCGAUCCCACCGAUCCAUUCGAAUCCUACGGCAAGCCCAAAUGCAAAAAGAUCCUCGUCUUCGUCAACGAGCGCGAGGAAGCCGAUGAAGUUGCCAAGUUCCUCCAGUCGAAGGGUAUUGACGCCGAAUCAUUCUCCCGGGACUCGAACGCCAGAAAACAGGAUGAGAUCCUUGCCGAGUUCACGGAAUCGUCGCCACCCCCUAGCCCCGAGGAGAUCAUGCUAGCUCAGAAGAAGCGGCGUCAGGAGGACGCCAUUCCCUUCGAAAUGCCACGGUCAUCCAACGCAGGGGACAAAUCUCGCCGCUUACCCAAUACCAAAGUACUCGUCACUACCGAUAUUGCCUCUCGCGGUAUCGACACACUCCCAGUCAAGACCGUUAUCCUGUACCAUGUACCGCACACCACGAUCGAUUUCAUCCACCGUCUAGGCCGAAUGGGUCGGAUGAACAGACGCGGCCGCGGUAUCGUGCUAGUUGGAAAGAAGGACCGCAAGGAUGUGGUGAGGGAGGUGCGCGAUGGUAUGUUCAACGGCACAGCAUUAAUCUAG
Messenger RNA from Aspergillus tanneri, 1812 nucleotides. RefSeq names its product ATP-dependent RNA helicase MRH4 (gene mrh4). The transcript has a single exon. Gene Ontology annotation, molecular function: nucleic acid binding; ATP binding. Gene Ontology annotation, cellular component: nucleolus. NCBI's taxonomy places the organism in Eukaryota, Fungi, Ascomycota, Eurotiomycetes, Eurotiales, Aspergillaceae. Gene Ontology annotation, biological process: maturation of LSU-rRNA from tricistronic rRNA transcript (SSU-rRNA, 5.8S rRNA, LSU-rRNA). The coding region runs from base 1 to 1812 and encodes 603 amino acids. The record is from RefSeq and is a predicted model, not a curated record.